Messenger RNA from Didymodactylos carnosus, 501 nucleotides. The record is from the annotation of a GenBank genome assembly. Lineage: Eukaryota; Metazoa; Rotifera; Eurotatoria; Philodinida; Philodinidae.
AUGGCCUACCUAACUACAAUUCUGAUACUAUUUUUCACCAUUUGGGUUCGUUCUGAAGUGUCUUCUGCUAGUAGUGUCUCGUGUAAAACUGGUACAAUCACAUUUCAUUAUAAUCCGGGUUUAACAUAUUCAACACGACGGACAAUCACAUUUGGUGUACAUGCUGUCUUUAAGAAUUGUCAAGUUGGUGCUACAAAAGAAGAUGUUACUAUCAGUUUUCCAGAGAUUAUCUUGGAAGAUUCAGUUUGUGGAGCUGCUCAAACAUCAAAUUAUCAAGCAGUUAUUAAAUAUUCUUCGUCGAAGAAAACAAGUGGUGUUUUUCUUCAACCACAUUCAACAUCAAGUAAAAUUGUAUUGAGUGGUACAAUUCAAACUGGAGUGUAUGUGAAUGAAAAGGUAACAUUGAACUUUAACAAGAAAACAACAAACAAAAAAGGUUCUUGCCAGAGUGACGGUGGUCUGACACAAGAAAAUGCACAAGCAACAUUAACUGUUGGAUGA